AUGGCCUUAUAUGCGGCCCGGGGGCCGGACCACCCCCCAACAUCGGUGGCAGAACAAGAGCGCAUCCGCGAACUAUCAAAGUACUACUGCACCUUCAGUCAUCAUGAGUCGUCCGGCGAGGCUGCGCCGACGGGAGACGAGCAGCCCGGAGCCGCCUACCUAUCCCCCGACAUCACACUCAAUGCCCUAGCACAACUGGGUGUUUACCGAUUUGGCUGUAACCGGUCUUUUAUUUCAGUCAUCGAUGGCCAAAGUCAACACAUCAUUGCCGAAACGACGACCUCUAUAUCCCUGCGACAUAGGGACCAGCACCUGCCAGACGACGGCAUAUAUCUAGGUUUCAGAACCUUGGACCUUUCCUGGGGAGUCUGCCCUCAUACGAUCAAGUUGUUCACGGCCCAAGAUGCUUCGCUGGAACUCGAUACCCCCAAUAUCACCGCCAGCCGUACACGAUACAUUAUUCGCAACUUUGCAGAUGAAGAGUGUUUCAAGGAUCGGCCGUACGUGGUCGGUUGGCCCCAUAUGCGGUUCUAUGCCGAGGUGCCUCUCUUCAGCCCUUCCGGUCAUGUAUUGGGUUCCUAUUGCGUCGUGGACGACACGCCGCGCUCUGCAUUUGGAGAUGCCGAGGUUGCCUUGUUGCAGGAAUUGGCAGAUGCCACGGCCCAAUACCUUGAAAGCGCUCGAAUAGUGCAUUUCCAUCGCCGGGCUGAGAAACUUGUGACAGGAGUCACUGAUCUUGUCACACAUCACUCAGACCCCGACGCCGAGCUCAAAGAAUCACAUCCCUUUGCCGGCCCUUCUGGUCAAUCUGACUCGGAUAGCAAUUACUUGCCCGCUGUGGCAUCUUUAACGACGACAAAAUAUCAGGAGUCAACGCAUGUCACGGAUGAAUUUUUGUCGUUGUCGCUCGACAGAGAAAAGUCUUCUCAGACCGAACCCACAACGGUCUCCUUGCAGGAUGGGGCCGAAAGCAUCGACGAGACUGAGCCUGACGGGGCUCAUGCAAAACGUGCGAUGGAGACUUCUUCCAGCCUAUCCAUCUCCCAGUCUAUUGCAUCCAUAUUUUCUCGCGCCAGUGUCAUCUUGAGAGACUCUAUGGACCUUGAUGGAGUGCUGUUUGUGGAUGCAUUUCAAAGCAACUCUGGAACCCAAUCGCUCGUAUCACCAAAUGCCUGGGAGCCCUCGCCAAAGCAAUUACAUUCCAGUUUCCUUGACAGGCUCACUUCGAUCCAAUCGGGCUUCAAACGCGAUGAAACACCGGCGCAAGAAGCUCGAACCCCCUGCGAAAAUUAUGGACAAGCUUUCACAACCUCAUGGAAAGCUGAGAACGGUCCUCAAAUUCUCCUGACGGAACAACUUCUACGGAAGAUGAUUGAAGCGUUCCCUCAUGGACAGAUAUUCAUGCUGGGUGAUCGGGCUGUUGGCAGCCAUUACCUUUCCUAUCUGGGUGGAAUGGAAGACUCGACCACCGAGAUUAACACACUCCGUGAUAUCAGCUGUGGGCUAGCUAAACAACUUCCUGGGGCAGACUCGGUUCUCUUCUUCCCGCUCUGGGACUGGAAUAAAUCACGUUGGCUAGCUGGGACUCUACUUUGGACGAGCAAGUUGCAGCGUGCUCUGGGCAUAGAAGAACUCGGAUUCUUCAAGGCUUUCAGCAACUCGAUUGUCUCUGAAGUUGCCAGAGUCGACUGGGAAAAUACGGAGAAGUCCAAGUCGAACUUCAUCUCCUCCAUUAGUCACGAACUUCGUUCCCCACUUCAUGGAAUUCUUGGCAAUACUGAGCUGUUGCGGGCGACAACUCUCGAGCCUGGUCAGACCGAUAUGGUCAAGAUGAUUGAAUCAUGUGGAUUUACGCUGUUGGACGUUAUGAACCAUCUGCUGGACUUUACAAAGAUUAACAAUCUAACAACAACGGCUCAUCAAGGCGGCGAUAAUCUCGAACUCGACAUGACUGGCCUGGCAACUGCAUUUGACCUUGGCGACUUACUAGAGCAAGUGGCUGAGAUCAUGUCCACAUCACAAAUGCGACGAGGGAAGAAAUACUCUGAUUCUGAAGCCAAAGGCCCUCUGCGCAUUUCAACUGAAAAUCCGAAAUCGGACGACACACAAACACUCUCUGUUGUGGUCCGGGUUGAGGAACUGGAUGCAUGGAAUGUGCGCUCGGUGGCAGGUGCAUGGCGAAGAAUCGUCAUGAGUCUUCUUGGAAACUCUCUGAAAUGGACAGACCACGGUCUUAUCGAGGUAGCCCUGUCUAGUAUCAAGACUGGCGGCUCUGAGCUUGCUCUGGCCCAUCUGUCAGUGACAGAUACAGGCGGCGGGAUAUCCCCCGACUAUUUGAGACACUCAGUCUUCUCCCCAUUUUCCCAGGAAGAUCCUCUUUCAGGGGGUGUUGGUCUUGGACUCAGUCUUGUGCGCAAGCUCGUCGCGUCACUUGGAGGCCACAUCGAUAUCAAAAGUGAGCUAGAUGUUGGGACGCAAGUGGAUGUCUACAUUCCUAUUCAUUUCUGUGACGAAGGUGUCUCGGAAGUCGAUCGCUAUGACGAAUUGCCGGACUCAAGGCCGGCCACUCGGGCAUGUCUUGUCGGCUUCAACGAUUGCCCAGACUUGAAUGAAACGCCAACUGGUAUCUUAAGCACAGAAACCAAGCGGAAAUUGUCGAUCCAAAGCUCAUUGAGCAAUCUCUUCUUGGCGCAGCCCAAUUGGAGUGUUUCAUUGACUGAGAAUCUAGACGAAGCGAACGGCGAUGUUGUGAUUAUCGAGGACACAAAGUUGCAGCAGUUGAUGCAGGCUGAUUCUUUGUCUGUGACUCAAUCCAGGAUCAAGCUUUUCAUCGUGCUGGGCGAGAGACCCCCAGUUACAGAUCAUGUGAAAGCCGAGAUCGUUCACGUCUCUCAUCCAUAUGGCCCGCGCAAGCUAGCAAAUGCUAUCGAUUCCGCUCUGAAACGCACUGGGUACUCGGCCACUCCCCCUGAGAUUGAGACUGCGUUCCAAGUGCUCAAUACUCAUGAAGAUGCGCUACCUGAUCCUGAAACUUUAAAGCCACAUGAGCACACCCCAGUCUGCGCUCCAGGCGUUCCUGUCCCUGCUACACUGCCGCCGUCGACGGGAAACGAUACUAGAAACCAUGUUCUGAUUGUAGAUGACAAUAGCAUCAACCUCAAGAUCAUGUCCACCUUCAUGCGUAAACUGGGCUGCAGUUACGAAACUGCUUCAAAUGGACUGAUUGCCUUGAACAAGUACAAGGAAUCCGACAAACUCUUUACGCAUGUUUUAAUGGGUGAGUUUGCCUCGUAUCAUUCUCGAGAAUACGCAUUUAACCCGGCGUUCUCAGACCUCUCGAUGCCUGUUAUGGAUGGUCUCCAUUCUACGAAUAACAUUCGAUUGUUUGAAAAGGAGAAGGGCAUGUCAGCAUCUUGCAUCAUGGCUGUCACUGGGGUCGCUUCUGAUGAAAUGCAGAAACAGGCCAAGAUGAUGGGGUUAGAUAACUACCUUAUCAAACCAGUCUCCCUCCAGGGAUUGAAAAAGGUAAUGAACAUUGUAUGA
Molecule: messenger RNA, 3543 nt
Organism: Penicillium brevicompactum
Lineage: Eukaryota; Fungi; Ascomycota; Eurotiomycetes; Eurotiales; Aspergillaceae
Product: hybrid sensor histidine kinase/response regulator
Exons: 6
Coding region: 1-3543 (1180 amino acids)
Biological process (GO): protein autophosphorylation; phosphorelay signal transduction system
Molecular function (GO): histidine phosphotransfer kinase activity; protein binding; phosphorelay sensor kinase activity
Source: RefSeq, a predicted model, not a curated record